Fusarium keratoplasticum is the source of this 555-nucleotide messenger RNA. RefSeq lists its product as uncharacterized. The record is from RefSeq and is a predicted model, not a curated record. Bases 1 to 555 code for a protein of 184 amino acids. The transcript has a single exon. NCBI's taxonomy places the organism in Eukaryota, Fungi, Ascomycota, Sordariomycetes, Hypocreales, Nectriaceae.
AUGGUUGGUCUGAUCAAGGCGUGGUUGGCGAUCGAAUAUGGAAUCAGUGCAAAGAUAGCAGUUCCCACGCCCGAGUCGCGAGACCGCUUUUUCGAUGCAGUCUUCCGAGGCUGGCACAGCGGUGUAACUCACGAAAUCGCCCCCCCCCCCGAAUUCCCGAAGAGGAAGAAGCUGUGGGAAUCAUCUGUCGAGGGUGGGACUUGGAUCCAAGACCUCUUCGGAGAUACCAAACAAGACGAGCCCGCAGAGUCGCCGACCAAGAAGCGGAAGCGACAAGUCGAGGACAACCAAGGGUCGCCGAAGAAGAUGCGACAAGACCAGAAAGAUGCACGCCGCAGUAGUGCCAAGGCGUUUCUCUCCGUCAUCGUCAAUGAGAAGAGUGGUGAGCCGAGGUGGCAAUGGAGGGACAUUUGCGGCCAGGCCGCCCCCAACGACCUCGUUAAGUUCCGCGAAGGCCUCAUCUUGGAGGGCUGGAAGAUCCUAUGCCUGAAGAAUUAUGACUACCACGAGCAACGCCUGACCAAGAGUUGGUCAUGGCUUCGGCCAGACAGCUGA